UGUGUUGUUAUCUAUAAAACGCGCGCCCAUUCUUGUUAUUUCUUAGCAAAAGCUAUAUUUCCUAUUAAAAACUUUUCAUUUCCGAUACCUACAUGCUCUCAAAAUGCCUAAGGCAAUGCGUGAAAUUUUUCAAAAUGGGAAUUCUUACGACGAAACGGACCGAAUGCCAGAUAACAUAACAAUAACCAACCUCGAUAUUAUUAUGUACGUUGUGGCGAUUGUUGGGCACUUUGUGGACUUGGGAGUGGAUAUUAAUGUAGCUGUACAGUAUUCCUUGGCCGGCCAUAUGAUGGAAUUUGGUUGGACGCUGGCUUUCAUACUUUUACCAGCGUUCGUAAAUACUGCAGUAUCAAUACGCAUGUAUGCUCAAGACAAGCAGCAAGACUCCAUCAGCAACGAGGUGACAAAGCGUCACUGGCUCCGUAUCUUCAUUCUGGUGCUACAGAUGGCGCCCAUACUCAGAUUCAUUGAUGCUUUAGUCUACGCCAUAAAGUCUCGCAAAGCCGAGAGGAAACGCGACCACGCCUCUCAGCGUCACUACUACAAGCUGAUGUUGAAAGAGGACGCCGAUGCGGCCCUACUGAGGAUCUUCGAGUGCUUCCUGGAAGCCGCGCCGCAGCAGGUGCUCCAGACGAGUCUACUGUUCGCUAUGGCCAACCAGUUCAGAGUGCACCAAAUCCUGUCCAUCUGCUCAUCCAUCAUCGGCAUGGGCUGGUGCCUGGCCGCGUACCAGCGCGCCGUGCGCUUCGCCCAACAAGACAAGGACAACAUGAGCUGGACCGGCUCCAUACUACAGACACUCUGGCAUUUCCUGGUCACACUGAGCAGAGUCAUGUCCAUAUCAAUGAUCGCAUACCUCUUUCCCUAUUGGACAAUCCUCGCCUGCGUCAUCCACAUAAUAAUCAUGACCACGUGGCUCCAACUCUUCGACCGGUCGCCAUUUUGUGCGCACAACAAAAUGGCGGAACUGUCAUUCUCGCUCGCUUUAGCCGCUGUGUAUCUUUUCACUUACAUUUUACCGAUCGAAGGUAAGACUAGAUAUAGAUACGCUAUUUAUUAUGCUAUAUGUUUUGUACAGAAUGUUAUUUGUGGUAUACUUUGGUAUUUAUACACGACUGAUGCUAUGAGAGAUUCGGUAAUGUAUUUACCGGCGUUAAUUCUUACCGUAGUGCCAUACGUAGUAGGUUUAAUUUUAAUGGUGGUGUAUUAUUCUUUCUUCCAUCCUAAAUUAAGACGGGAGAGUAAAGAUAUUAAUGUGACUUUUAAAGUUAAUGAAGAGUUGUCUGAAAUUAGUUAGCAUUUGUGAGACUUUUUUUUGCAUAAUGAAUUAAUGACUUCUAAUAUUUUAAAGUAAUAAUACUAAUUAAUUCAGUACAAAUGUUACCAAACCAUUUUUAAAUGAAAUAGUUUAUAAAGGUGACUACCAGAACUCACUGGGGUGACAGCUAGUUAUUGGCCACUCCUAACAAUUCAGAGAGAAGCAAGCCAAUUGAAGCCUUAUUGUUAAAGUGGCCGAUUACUAUGUAGUGGCCAAUAACACAGCAGUCACCCUAUUACAAUUAAAAAAAAAAAUAACCUUAUUUUGGUAUUAGCGCGGUUCACUAUUUCUCUUAAUUUGUGAUAAUAAUUAGCGAGUUUUGGUUUUCACCUGGCUAAAUGUGGCUUUCCAUAGAAUAGGGUCCUUAUGCUUCAUAUGCAAUAAGGACCUUUUUAUCGGAAUUUCUGUUGGAAUUUCAGAUAAAAAGGACCUUAUUGCAUUGCACUUGAAGCAUAGGGACCGUUCUCUAUGGAAAACCCCACAUACACAAUGGUAUUGUUUAGCUUAUAAUUAUUAGUUGAUUAACUGUAGUUGGAGCAUUCCAUUAAAUUGUCUACCGUUUGUCCCGUACAAACGCGAAUUUUCUGAAGAUUUGCAGGUAUAAGAGUUUCCUUUUCUAUGAAAAAUGGUCAAAAAUAUACAGAAAAAUAAUCGCCUGCUUUAAAUGUCGAAAAAAAGUCACAACACAGGAAAUAAAAUGCGUUUGUACGGGACAGCACGUGGAAUACUCCAGUUAUUCUCUUCUCAGUGUAUUAGGUUGACUAGUUUUUUCCUUCUCAUAUUUAUGUGCUCGAUAGAAAGAGACGAAUGCCUUAGGG
Molecule: messenger RNA, 2136 nt
Organism: Cydia fagiglandana
Lineage: Eukaryota; Metazoa; Arthropoda; Insecta; Lepidoptera; Tortricidae
Product: XK-related protein 6
Exons: 5
Coding region: 104-1297 (397 amino acids)
Cellular component (GO): membrane
Source: RefSeq, a predicted model, not a curated record